Mercurialis annua (annual mercury) is the source of this 663-nucleotide messenger RNA. RefSeq names its product auxin-induced protein 15A-like. Gene Ontology annotation, biological process: response to auxin. The coding region runs from base 240 to 521 and encodes 93 amino acids. The record is from RefSeq and is a predicted model, not a curated record. Lineage: Eukaryota; Viridiplantae; Streptophyta; Magnoliopsida; Malpighiales; Euphorbiaceae. The transcript has a single exon.
AGAAUAGAGAGAACAUGGCUGCUGGUUAUGAAUCUUCUGGCCCUAGUAUCAGUUUGGUGGAAGACACAGCCAUGUGAUAUUCUUAACAUCUAUUCUCCAACACAACACUAGUAAUUGAUUUUAAGCCAUAUACUCAAAAAUUGCAUCCAUCUAUAUAUACCUACUAACCAAUUCCAAACUACUCAACCAUUCACAUUCUCUAGUACUUCUCAUCAAAUAACUAAAGCUCCAAGAUUACAAUGGGUUUUCUUUCUAAACAAUUUUUCCGCCAAUCUCUCUCGGGAGUCGGAAAAUCAUCUUCGAGUUCUUUAGAUGUUCCGAAAGGAUGUGUAGCAGUUUAUGUUGGUGAGGCCCGGAAGAAGAGAUUUCUGGUACCGGUAUCAUACUUGAAUCAGCCUUCGUUCCAAGAUUUACUUAGCUUAGCUGAAGAAGAGUUCGGAUACAAUCAUCCAAUGGGUGGUUUGACGAUUCCUUGCGGAGAAGAUUCAUUCAAUGAUGUCAUUUCCAGCUUGAAUAGAUAGUAUAUACUGGAGAUACCAUACCACUCAAAUUAGUACAAAAAGAAAAUUAUGUAGGAUAGAAAAUACUAAUUCAUUGUAUAUAUAUGUUAAUUUUAGGAGGCUGAACAAUUUUGUCUAAUGAGAAAAAUUCUUGGAUGUUAAA